This is a messenger RNA of Caenorhabditis bovis, 2289 nucleotides long. NCBI's taxonomy places the organism in Eukaryota, Metazoa, Nematoda, Chromadorea, Rhabditida, Rhabditidae. The record is from the annotation of a GenBank genome assembly.
AUGGCUAGCCCAGAAUUAGCGGAAAAAUUGAGGAAGCGAUUAGAAGCUGAAGCUCAGGAAGUCGCUCAAAACUCAUCAGCAAAUAUUCCGCCACCUCCGGUUAUUCCAAAAAAGAUUGUUGAAAACCCAUACGUCGCCAAAUCCGACGUCUCCAUCGAUGAUUUGAUAUUCAAAGUAAUUGAGAAAAAAGAAGAAGAAAAGAACAAUAAUAACAAUAGUAGCUCAAAUAAGGCGGUGCCGUUGAGAAUUGAAACUGCUCCAGUUGCCACGAGUCCGGACCCACGAAGUCCGCCUCCAAAAGUGUCAAUUCAAGAAUUGCUCGAGAAAGAGAAACAAAUGGUCGAAGCUGCUCAAAAUGUGUCCGCUGUUACAAAAGCACCUGUUGUCGUGAUUGCGAAAGGCGGUCUGCCUCGAAGCGCCUCGCCACGCCGUCAGCAAUUCGUGAAAAUCGGAGACGAUGGAAGUGAGUUGGAGAAGCGAUUGGCUGCGCAGAGGCUGAAGAAGUACAACGAGGAGCUCGAAAUGAGGAAGCCGAUCGAUCCACUCGAUGAGAUCAUGACGACCGAAUUUCCGGGUCCGGCAAAGGUGAUGCGAAGCAAAGAAUCGAUUGAGGAAGAAGAGAGGAAGCAACAGGAAAUUGAAGACACAAAGGCGUUCGAAGAGCUGGAACGCGAGAUUGAGAAAAUGAGCAAAUCGCCGCCAGUGAUCACCAUCCCACCACCACCCUCGAUUACACCGCCAUUGCCACCGAUCCCUGUUUCGCCAGUGUCUCCUCGUCCGAAGUGUCCACCUCCAGAAUGCCCGAUUGCUGAACCUGAAGAUGAAGAGAUGCCAGAGCCACCACCAGCGCUCAAUGUUCUAGAAGAGAUCAAGGAAGAGGAGGAGAUAGUUGUGAGAUCGGAACGAACUGUUUCAGCUCCUACAUAUCUGCCGGAUGAGCAACAAGCGACGUCUAAUGAGACGCCAGUUUUAACGGCAUCUCCUUCAGCUUCUCCAGCUCAUCCAGUUCCUCAAGCUACUGAACCGGGUACAACUUCUGAAGAAAAAACAGCGCUUAAGAUAAUUCCGGAAAAGGAAGAAGUUCCUCCUCCUCAGACUGCAGAAGAUGUUGUCAUCUCAGAACCAGCAGCCACUAUCGGAGCAGAAGCUUCAAAUCACACAUCUUCAGCUCCACCAAAACCAGAAAGCUUAGGCAAAGGACCUUCUCCAGUUCCAGAAAUCAGUUCAAUUCCGCCUCCGCCUACUGGCGAAUCUCCUUCAGCAUCCAGUGAAAACGAUCGAGUUCAAACUCCACCGGUUCCAGAAAUCAGCUCUAUUCCACCUCCGCCUUCAGAAGACACACCGAUGCCAAAUCCUGAUGGUGCUCCAACAGCUCCAUCGAUUUCCUCUCUCCCGCCACCUCCAGAUCAACCGACCAUCAUAUCUGCUUCCUCGGUACCUUCGCCAAAGUCUCCGCCACCACCACCGCCACCAAAGACAUCGACACCAUUAGCCAGUCGACGAAUAAUCAUUCCGACUCCGCAAUUGGUCGAAUUAAUUCAAACUGAGGAUUCGAAGAGAAGCAAAAGCCCGACAAGACCACAAUCGCCGGCCGUUCCAAAGAAGCCGGUUGUCAGCUCGCUCGGCCUUCUUUGCGAUCCAGAUCUUUCGAUUGAGAAGCCGAUGACGUCACCAAAUUCACAGACUUCGCAGCCCAUUAUCGCACCAACUCCAAUCGCCACAAUAGAUGAAAAAGAGCUGAAUGAGGCGCUGGAGCGACGAGCAAAGAUUGUCGAAGGUGAAGCCGUUCCAAUCAAAAUGAACAAGAAAUUAUCAUUGUAUGCGGAAUUUUCGGAAUUCACCCGCAAACAGAUUCAAUAUUUCACCGAGACCUUCAAAAAGUAUGAUGAGGAUAAUGACAAUUUUAUUGAUUUCAACGAGUUGAAGCGAAUGAUGGAAAAGCUUGGAGAAGCUCAGACCCACAUCGCCCUUAAGGAACUGAUUAAAAAGGUCGACGAAGAUCAAGACGGAAAAAUUUCGCAGCGCGAGUUCUUGCUCAUUUUCCGCUUAGCGGCCAGCGGUGAGCUCUCAUGCUCCGAGGUUUUCAAAACGCUCGCCGAUAGCAUCGAUGUGACGAAAGAAGGCGUCCUUGGGGCGGCGAAUUUCUUUCAGGCGAAGAUUGAAGAGCAGACAAAAUUGUCGCGAUUCGAGGAGGAGAUGCUCCAAGAAAAAGAAGAAAGAAAGAGAAUCGAAGAGGAGAAGAAGGAGCGACGCGAGAAGUUCCUCGCAAGUCGCUCAAUCUUCCAUUGA